UAAAAAAAGGCGCAUGUGUGUUUGCGGUUGUGUUGCCAGUUGCGCCGCAUCCAGACGCGCUGCCCGCCGCUGGCUGAUGCCCGCCCCCUCCCCUCCUCCUCUUCCUCCUCAUCCUCAUCAUCAUCAUCCUCCUUGCCAUCUCCGCGUCGCCCCUCAUCUUGGUGCUGUUGUGCGCAAAAAUCUCCCGCGCCGGACGGAGGGGACCCAGGAGGAGCAGCCGCCGGAGCGGACAUGGAUGUUUAACCCGCACGCUGCUCUCCGCACCAACAACACGCUGUUUGCAGAUUUUUCUUUAGAUUUAUUUUGGGGUGUUUGGUUUUUUUUUUUCUUUUUUUGUUGUUUUUUUUUUUAAGGAUGUUGCUUUUGCCCUAGGAAGGGAGAGGAUCUGCUCGAUGUUGCUCUUCAGUUAAUCACGGAACCAAGAUGAGGAUUUCUCCCUGUGGCUGGAUGGUGUGGAUGUUCUCGGGCUUCGCGAUGGGAGCUUUCCCCAGCAGCGUUCAGAUCGGUGGUCUGUUCAUCAGAAACACGGAUCAAGAGUACACGGCCUUCCGCCUGGCCAUCUUCCUGCACAACACGAGCCCCAACGCGUCGGAAGCCCCGUUCAACCUGGUGCCUCAUGUGGACAACAUCGAAACGGCCAACAGCUUCGCCGUCACCAACGCCUUUUGCUCGCAGUAUUCCCGCGGUGUCUUCGCCAUCUUCGGCCUGUACGACAAGCGGUCGGUGCACACGCUGACGUCGUUCUGCAGCGCGCUGCACAUCUCCCUCAUCACGCCCAGCUUCCCCACCGAGGGCGAGAGCCAGUUCGCCCUGCAGCUGCGGCCGUCCAUCCGCCGCGCGCUGCUCUCCCUGCUCGACCACUACGACUGGAAGAAGUUCGUCUUCCUGUACGACACGGACCGAGGGUACGCCAUCCUGCAGGCCAUCAUGGAGAAAGCCGGACUAGACGACUGGCAGGUCAGCGCCAUCUGUGUGGAAAACUUCAACGACGCCAACUACCGGCGCCUGCUGGAGGACCUGGAGCGCCGCGAGGAGAAGAAGUUCGUCAUCGACCUGGAGGCCGAGAGGCUGCAGAACAUGCUGGAGCAGAUUGUGAGUGUCGGGAAACAUGUGAAGGGUUACCACUACAUCAUGGCCAACCUGGGAUUUAAGGACAUCAACCUGGAGCGCUUCAUGCACGGGGGCGCCAACGUCACCGGCUUCCAGCUGGUCAACUUCAGCAACCCCAUGGUCAUCAAGCUGAUGCAGCGCUGGAACAAACUGGACCAGAGGGAGUACCCGGGCUCCGACGCCCCGCCCAAGUACACGUCUGCGCUGACGUAUGACGGCGUGAUGGUGAUGGCCGAGGCCUUCAGGACGCUGCGCAGUCGAAAGGUGGACCUGUCCCGACGGGGGAACGCCGGGGACUGCCUGGCGAACCCCGCCGCUCCCUGGAACCAGGGCAAAGAAAUGGAGCGCACCCUGAAACAGGUCCAGCUGCAGGGACUAACAGGUAAUGUUGAGUUUAACGAGUUUGGUCAGAGGAUCAACUACUCCAUGGACGUGUUUGAGCUGAAGAAUAACGGACCCAGAAGGAUCGGCUACUGGAACGGUGACGACAAACUGGUUCUGGAGGAGGAAACCCAGCAGCUUUCCAACGACACCACAGGCAUGGAUAACCGAACCGUUAUCGUGACGACCAUCAUGGAGGGUCCCUACGUCAUGCUGAAGAAGAACUGGGAGUCGUUCGAGGGCAACGACCAGUACGAGGGUUACUGCGUGGACCUGGCCUCCGAGAUCGCCAAACACAUCGGCAUCAAGUACAAGAUCGCCAUCGUCCCAGACGGGAAGUACGGCGCUAGGGACCCAGAGACCAAGAUCUGGAACGGCAUGGUCGGGGAGCUGGUGUACGGGAAAGCGGAAAUCGCUGUGGCCCCUUUGACUAUCACGCUGGUCCGGGAGGAGGUGAUCGACUUCUCCAAACCGUUCAUGUCGCUCGGCAUCUCCAUCAUGAUCAAGAAGCCGCAGAAGUCCAAACCGGGCGUGUUCUCCUUCCUGGACCCGCUGGCCUACGAGAUCUGGAUGUGCAUCGUGUUUGCCUACAUCGGCGUGAGCGUGGUGCUCUUCCUGGUCAGCCGCUUCAGCCCGUACGAAUGGCACACCGAGGAGCCCGAGGAGGGCACCGACGGUCCGCCAAGCGACCAGCCCCCCAAUGAGUUUGGCAUCUUCAACUCUCUCUGGUUCUCCCUGGGCGCCUUCAUGCAGCAGGGCUGUGACAUCUCCCCCAGGUCGCUGUCCGGCCGGAUCGUGGGCGGAGUCUGGUGGUUCUUCACCCUCAUCAUCAUCUCGUCCUACACGGCCAACCUGGCGGCCUUCCUCACCGUGGAGCGGAUGGUUUCGCCCAUCGAGAGCGCCGAGGAUCUGGCCAAGCAGACCGACAUCGCCUACGGCACGCUGGACUCCGGAUCCACCAAGGAGUUCUUCAGGCGCUCCAAGAUCGCCGUCUAUGAGAAGAUGUGGGGCUACAUGAAGUCGGCCGAGCCCACGGUGUUCACCAAGACCACGGCGGAAGGCGUGGCGCGGGUCCGCAAGUCGAAGGGGAAGUACGCCUUCCUGCUGGAGUCCACCAUGAACGAGUAUACGGAGCAGAGGAAGCCCUGCGACACCAUGAAAGUGGGCGGGAACCUGGACUCCAAGGGUUACGGCGUCGCCACGCCCAAGGGUUCACAGUUAAGAACGCCCGUAAACCUUGCCGUAUUGAAACUGAGUGAAGCAGGAGUCUUAGACAAACUGAAAAACAAAUGGUGGUACGAUAAAGGGGAGUGUGGACCCAAGGACUCUGGAAGUAAGGACAAGUCGUCCCAGGCCCUCAGCCUGAGCAACGUGGCGGGGGUCUUCUACAUCCUCGUCGGGGGCCUGGGUUUGGCAAUGCUGGUGGCCCUCAUCGAAUUCUGCUACAAGUCACGCAACGAGGCCAAAAGAAUGAAGCUGACCUUCACAGAAGCCAUGAGGAACAAGGCUCGGCUGUCCAUCACCGGCAGCGUCGGGGAGAACGGCCGGGUUCUGACGCCCGACUGCCCCAAGGCCGUCCACACCGGGCCGCCCGUCCGCCAGAGCUCCGGCCUGGCCCUCGUCUCCUCCGAGCUUCCUUGAAAACCAAAAACCUCUCAAGUGCCUUAAUGCAACACCAACCGACCGACCGGAACCACCAGGAGGCAGAUUCACCGGGCCGGCGGGUCGCUGCCAGGCCGCGGGGAACGAACCAGAACUUUUUUUUUUUUUUAUUCCAACCGGAGGACAAAAAAUAAUAUCAGAGAAAAAACUGCACACUUGAAACUAGUUGCUGUUUUCUGAGCUGACCGCUCUCGGACAAGAUAUCGACGGGAACAAACGCAGAUAUUUCUAUUCAUAAAAGCGGAAAUUUAAAUCUAUUGAUACUGAAUAUAUGAGCAAAUCUAGAAUACUGUGAAGAUUAGUAAAUAUGUAUAUUCUAAGGAGGAAGUCUAGCUGUACAUCCCCACGGCUGUGCUUGCUUUUUAAACUCGUGUACAUAGCGGACGCUGUAGUGAAGACUCUUUCUUUUCUAAACCAUCUCUGGAGAUUUUAUUCGUCGCAAUAACGACGCGGACGACGACCGAUGAACUUUGUGUUUAUUCUAUUAAUAUAGGAGCAUCCGAACUAAAUGUGAAGGGUAUCCACUGCCCAAAUAUUCUGAUACCUGUUGCAGUAAAGUUUCUGAAGUAUAUUCCAGGAUGAAUGUUACUAGCUCCACCUGUAGGCCCGACCCGUGUAGUCUUUGUCACGGAACCAUCGGUUCUGGAAACACGAUCUGGACCGUCAGCUGAAAUACGCAUGCGCUGAAGAAAUACUUCGGGAUUAUUCUUAAAAUGUUUCUCAACAAAGUGUAACAUAUUCAUUUAUAUGAAUUAAAAUACUAUUUGUUAUAAGAGGAUGUAUUUUCAUAAACAAUGUUAUAAUUAUUUUAAUGAAUAAUUGUCAUAAUUGGCGUGACUGCUGUAGCUUGUAACAUUUUAGCUUAUAUUAGCAGUUUAGCUAAAUGUAGCUAGUGUAUGGGUUUUUUCACACUGUUAUUCUAAGUAAACAUUCUACUGAUAGCCUACAUGCUAUUAUUAGGAUUUCAUCUAGCUUUAGCUUUUCAAUUAAUUUGAGCUUUUAUGUGUUUUUUUCACAUUGCAUGGAAUGAAUGUUGCAGUAGGCCAGUGGUUCCCAAAGAUUUUCUGGGCCCCCCUAUGGAUUACAAUAAAAUCCCCCCCAAAAAGAAAAAAAAUCAACUGGGCGCACACAUCGUUGAACCAGACAUAAACCUAAACACAUAUUUUGUUUCCAAACUCCACUGAAGUUUAUUUCACACUUCAGGUUGCAACAAAACACACUAAAAAUCAUCUUUACAGUGAAACACUUUUGUGUAACUUUUUUCUUUUCAUUCAUCCAUACCAUAUUGUCCGAUAUUUGUAAAAUGACAAACUGCCAUUAUGUCAUUUUACCUUAAUUACUGAUGUGACCUUACAGUUUAGCUUUGAAAGCAUCCAUUUCUAAAAGCCUCUGGGUGUGAUUUUUACAUUCACUGAAAGUUUUCAAUCCUGAAAUUUAUUUCUCUAAUUGGCCUUCUGCAGACUUUUGCUUUCUUCUGCCGAUUCUGCCAAUUUCUUACAUUUCUGCAAGUCUUCUGCAGUUGACUUUAAAUGCUUCUGAAAUUUUCACCAGAACCACUGAGCUUAUAGCCUUCACAUUGUAUUUUCACGGGAAGUGUAAAAUCUUCUAGUUUAGUUCAAAGAUGAGAACAAUCGGACUCACGGGACUGUUAGCUAGUAGCUACUGUCAAUGGUGGACAAACUAGGCCUUUAUUUUUACAAUAAUCAAAUCUUUUAUGAGAUUUAUUAUUCAUUAUCUAGAAAAUAGCUCCUCUUAUAAGUAUAUGAAUAUAAACAACUAUAUUACACUUUGUCGAUGUACUUUUUAGGAAUAAUCUGGAGGUAUUUCUUCAGCGCAUGCGUGGUCGAGCCGUUGGUCCGGAUCGUGGUUCUGGAACAGCCGGUGCCGUGACAGUCCUCACUGUGCAGACGUAGAUCCAGAGAGCGGCUCUAGGAACCAACUUCCUGCUCUCUGAUUAUUUAGUUUUUUCCAUUCUUUAAUCUAUUUUUUUAUGCUGAGAACUAAAAAAAAAAAAAAAAGACUUGAGUCAGUACUAUCAGGGUAGUACUUUACCGCCAUCAAUGGAACGACGCCAUCUCUCCCACUAUGUUGUGUGUUGAACUGGGAUUAGGGCCAGUCCUAGCUGAAUCACUGUGGAUCCUCUGGGAGGCUCAACAUGCUGUAGAAGAGACGUCCAGCUGGACGGUCUGCGAGAGGACACGAGACGCCCAGAGGCGCUGUUAGACGUUUCAUCAUCCGGCCCGUCCUCAUACAUGUUUACGAAAAGGGAAGAAACCAGCUGCACCGGUCCAGGUCUGCAUUCCUGUCCUGCCAUCCGUCUCUAGACCGGACGUGUCACAUGGGCGUCUUUUGAUUUAAUUGUACGUCUUUAUUUUGAUCUUUUUUAAGUAAAGGAAAAAAUAAUUUCAGA
This is a messenger RNA of Xiphophorus hellerii (green swordtail), 5563 nucleotides long. It is a transcript of the gene gria4b, whose product is annotated as glutamate receptor, ionotropic, AMPA 4b. Gene Ontology annotation, molecular function: ligand-gated monoatomic ion channel activity; signaling receptor activity. NCBI's taxonomy places the organism in Eukaryota, Metazoa, Chordata, Actinopteri, Cyprinodontiformes, Poeciliidae. Gene Ontology annotation, biological process: monoatomic ion transport. The transcript is spliced from 17 exons. Gene Ontology annotation, cellular component: membrane. The record is from RefSeq and is a predicted model, not a curated record. The coding region runs from base 424 to 3132 and encodes 902 amino acids.